CCCAAGGUCAUUUCUUGUUCAUUUCGCGCUUGCUUCUUCUGAAACCCCAAGCCUCCCUCUUUCUUCCUCGUCUUCAAUUUUGCCCUAAUCACUCGCUCAAUUCGAGUAUAGAGAGAGAGAGAGAGAGAGAGAGAGAGAGAGUCGUCCGAGCCGGAAGAGAGAGAUGGUUCAAAACGGAGCAUUGUCUACGGCGGAGAAGCUCCGGAAAGACGGCAACACCUACUUCAAGAAGGAUCGUUUCGCGGCCGCCAUCGAUGCCUACACUGAGGCGAUUACGCUGUGCCCUAAUGUGCCUGUUUAUUUCACGAAUCGUGCUCUGUGUCAUCUCAAGCGUAACGAGUGGACCAGAGUGGAAGAAGAUUCCAGAAAAGCUAUUCAGCUUGACAGUAAUUGCGUUAAGGGCCACUAUAUGCUGGGGCUUGCAUUGCUACAGAAACAAGAAUAUCCUGAAGGAGUUAAGGAAUUGGAGAGGGCUUUGGAUCUUGGAAGAGGUGCCAACCCUAAGGGUUAUAUGGUAGAAGAGAUUUGGCAGGCGCUUGCAAAGGCAAAAUACAUGGAGUGGGAAGAGGCAUCAAGUGAACGUGUAUGGCAGUUGCAAAGCUUGAGACAAGCUUGUGAAAGUGCUCUCAAAGAGAAGCAUGAUGCGUCUCAGAUGGAAGGGUUUCUGGAUGAAGCUGCUACUACCCAUAUGAAACAGUUAGAGGCGUUAGAUAGAGUGUUUGAGAAAGCUGCAGAAGUUGACACAGCAAGUGAGGUGCCAGAUUAUUUAUGUUGUAGAAUCACACUUGAUAUAUUUCGUGAUCCUGUAAUUACACCAAGUGGUGUUACAUAUGAGAGAUCAGAAAUCCUGAACCAUCUUGAGAAGGUGGGUUGGUUUGAUCCUAUCACUCGUGAGCCAGUUGAGCCAACACAGCUAAUACCAAAUUUUGCCAUAAAAGAAGCAGUCGAAGCAUAUCUGAAAGAACAUGGUUGGGCCUAUAGAAUGUGGUAAUGGUUUACUUUUUGCUAUCUGGAAGUUAGAAAGUCCAUAGUUGUGUUAAAAGUUAAAACAUAUUAAUGGACUACUGCAGUGGAAAGGCAUAUCGUUUUGAAUUUGUACAGAUACUGUAUUGAUACUGAGUCAGACAUACUGCUUGCGUAGAUUUGUGAACUUUCGCACACUAGUGUGUAGUGUUGAGCAGUACGAGUUGGCAGUACCUUAUAGAAAGCACCUAAUAAUGCAUGCUUUCUCAG
Argentina anserina (silverweed cinquefoil) is the source of this 1233-nucleotide messenger RNA. Its product is annotated as E3 ubiquitin-protein ligase CHIP. Gene Ontology annotation, biological process: protein polyubiquitination; proteasome-mediated ubiquitin-dependent protein catabolic process; positive regulation of proteolysis. Gene Ontology annotation, cellular component: cytoplasm. The transcript has 8 exons. Gene Ontology annotation, molecular function: ubiquitin protein ligase activity; protein-folding chaperone binding. NCBI's taxonomy places the organism in Eukaryota, Viridiplantae, Streptophyta, Magnoliopsida, Rosales, Rosaceae. The record is from RefSeq and is a predicted model, not a curated record. The coding region runs from base 164 to 991 and encodes 275 amino acids.